Talaromyces marneffei is the source of this 576-nucleotide messenger RNA. RefSeq lists its product as uncharacterized. The record is from RefSeq and is a predicted model, not a curated record. Gene Ontology annotation, molecular function: GTPase activity; GTP binding. The coding region runs from base 1 to 576 and encodes 191 amino acids. NCBI's taxonomy places the organism in Eukaryota, Fungi, Ascomycota, Eurotiomycetes, Eurotiales, Trichocomaceae. The transcript is spliced from 4 exons.
AUGGAUGAAAAUGCAACAGUCACGCUAUUAAUCCUCGGAGAGCCUGGCUGUGGAAAGACGACAUUCCUCUCGCGCUUAAAGAAUCCCAAUCUCCCUUUACAGAAUGGAGAAUCAAGUCUAUUGCGAGACGGUGAUCAACCGUUCUUAUAUGACAUUCGAUUUUCCAGGAAAUCGUUCAAGUUAGAAGUAUACGAUACUGCUUCACCCAAUCAACACUGGUCGUCCUUGAAUCCCAGUGUUGUCAUACUCGCAUAUGACAUAUCAAAUAGAAAAAGCUUGGACGCGCUGAAAGGGUGGCGUAACGAUGUAACUAGGUACUUCCAGCGAGGCGCCGGCGAACGUAUCCCCGUCAUGAUGCUUGGUCUCAAGCGGGAUCUUCGAGUAGAGAAUGAUGAGAUAAUUUAUCCUCAAGAGGCGUACCGCAUAGCACAAGAAUUGCAUUGUGAUCGCUAUGCAGAAUGCUCUGCCGUCACUGGAGAGUUAAUCAAGGAAGCCUUUGAGGACAUUGCCAAAGUUGCGGCUCUGACGACUACCGAGAAAGGUGCCCAAGCCCAGGGUGGAUGUACGAUUAUGUGA